Molecule: messenger RNA, 3594 nt
Organism: Strongylocentrotus purpuratus (purple sea urchin)
Lineage: Eukaryota; Metazoa; Echinodermata; Echinoidea; Camarodonta; Strongylocentrotidae
Exons: 6
Coding region: 240-791 (183 amino acids)
Source: RefSeq, a predicted model, not a curated record
AAAGGUGUGUGCGUAUGUAUACUGUGUGCGUGUGUAUACUCAAGAAGGGUGCGACUCCACUGGACUUUAUAAACUAACGCCCUGUACGUUAAAGCUAGUUAAACUAUUUUCACUCGUUCACAUACUGCUGUUUAUGUAUUGGUAGCAAAACGUAAUCUUUCUCGGAGACUACAUCAUAUCUUCAAAAGGAGUUAUUUCCUAAGCCGAUUCAUACGCUAAUUUCACGGUUGUUGGCAAACAUGGCAAGCAUGUUCAGACAAAAGUUUCUCGGUUUCACCGGCUUAGUCAUGAUCGCAUACGGCAUCAUCCUCGCCAUCCAAGGCAACGGAGCAGCGAUUAGGUUCGGGCACGCCGCCGCUGCAGUACCGCUCUGGUGCGGUCUUCUGUUCGUUCUGAUUGGAUGUGCAAACUUGACGCAGGUCUUUGAGAAGAAGCGGAAGCAGCAACGAGAUCGAGAGGAUACCUUGCCGUUUUCAUUCACGGUGGUUUUCUGCAACUUCACCGCCGUCAUGGUAGCCUGUCUGUGCAUCGGGUUCGUCUCCUGGGGAGCAUGGGCUGCGAUCACGACCACCGGUACACUGAUUAUCUUGCAGCAGGACGCCGUCGAGACCUACACCGCCAUCAUCUUGGCCAAUGUCUUCAUCCUCUUCCUCGCUCUCAUCGCCAUGUUUGUCGACUGCUGCUCUGGCUCCCUCUUCGGACCAAGUGCGCCAGUCGAGCGACAAAUGAUGCAACAGCCGAUGUACUAUGACUACCAACCGAGGAUGGUCCCCGCACUGUACAAACCAUAAAUGACUCACAACCGGAAGGAGCGCAUCCUUAGUGCGAUUAAUUUAGACUGACCAAAACAAGUGAGAUCUGAUGGAAUUACAAGUAAAAAUAGUAAAAGUAGUGUAACAAAAUCUUCGUACAACGACCGGGGUAAAAUUCUAGACCGAAUAAAUGGCGUUCAUCAUCAUAUUUGAAGGAUCUACGACUUUUAAAUUAAUCCAAUAACAACAUUAAUAACUAUAACAUCAAUAAUAAUAAUACAAGCGAGAUCAGUGACUUUUUAAUCAUUUCGAUUUUGGAACAAGAUAGGCACAAACAAAAUUGAUGCUAUAUUCUCGAUCAUGAUACUAGUGAUAAUAAAUCGUUUUUCCUACAGCGACUUGAGUGGAAGUCUAUGAUAUAAUAGCAUUUAGUUUAAGUACACUCUUAAAAUUUAAUUGUCAAAUCACAAGCUUAUAGGACCGAGGACUAACGGAAGAUCAGCUUUAAAAUGCUUUGCUAAACAUUAUAGUGUUGGGUUUAGCCUUAUUCUUUAAAAUGGUGAUUUAAUAUGACCAAUAUUUUUAAUUUAGGAUUAAAUUAAUAACAGAUUUAAGAAAAAUCUUGAUCUAGUUCACUAUCAUAACAUUUCUACAUUGAUGUUUUGAUCAAGGUGCUCUGUUCGGUUUGUCAAAUGACCAUGUCUUCCUUUUUUUCUAAAUAUUAGUUUUUUAAGCUUGAAAUAGUGAAACUGCACAGUUUACCAUUAAGUUGGAAUAAUUAUUUCUUAUUUCGUUGCAUGAAAUGAUUGUGACAACAUUAUGAUUUAUUCUAAAUAGAUAAAGUUUACAUUUUCUCAGAACUUUAUUGAUCAAUAAAGCACCUGAGGGAAUGAUAAAUUCACAUGUCAAUAACAUAUCAUAUUAUUGAGACAAUCAUUUCAUAAAAAAGAUGUAAGAAUAUUUUCCUCCAACUUUAUGGGCAACAGUAAAUUUCCAGUUGAGUUCCUAUAUUUCACAGUUAGAUACAGGGUAUUAAUAAUAAUGGGUUUGUAUACAUAUCAUAGAGAAAGAAGUUUGAUAAUACUUUGUAUAGCCCUCAGUACAAUUGUUUUAUUUCAUGUUUUUAGUCUAUUUAGAGAAAAUGGGUAUGUUAUAUCAGUACUAUAUGAAUAUUUCUUCUUCUACGUGUAUGAAAUCAAACAGUAUAUUGUUUGAUAGUUUUGUACUGUAAUUGUUUUUUUGUACGUUGAAUUUUCUCAAACGUACUAGUGUACUUCCAUUUCAUUUUAUUUUUAAUCUCUCUCUCUCUCUCUCUCACACACACACACAAACUCUUUCUCACAAACAAACACACUCUCUCACAAACAAACACACUCUCUUUCUCCCUUUCUUUCACAUGGCAACAUACCCACAUACACACCCUUCUUCUCUCCGUAUGCAUGUCUACCCCUCUAUCUCUCCGUCUGUUUGUCUCUGUAUGUGUGUGUGUGUGUGUGUCUCUCUCUCCCCCUCUCACACACACAUCCAAAGUCUCAUUCUCUCCCUCUCCUUUCAUUAUUCUUUAUAUAAAGCUAUACCCAUAUCUCUUCAUUGUCAAUAACCCAUUUCUCCGGAAUUAUGUUGAAUUCUCUCUCGACAAAAUACAUCUUUCUACAUCAGUAUCAACAAUCCCUCUUGUAGAAUACUUAAAGGUAUUUAAAUAUAAAUUUCCACGAUUUUUGUGCGUAUUGCAAUUCAAUGUUGCUGAUAUGUAAGGUGUUGUACAUUGAAUUUUGUUAUGUAUUGUUUAUGCAACUCAGUUAUGGUGAUUUGGUUUUUAUUUUUUGUCAAUUUGUGUACAUCUUUUUCAAUGAAAUAGAUUUAAAUAGGUCAAGUCAUCUACAGGAGACUUGGUAACGAGAAUAAACUCCUUAACCAAAGGGCACUGGCACAUCGACUGGGUUUCGAUCCCGGGACCCUCCGAUUAAGAGACCAUUCCUCUACCACUGAAAAAUGUAGGCCUAUCUACAAAGACAUCUGAAAUCAGACGUAUUUCACAUUAUUAUUUUAACGUAUCACGUUACCGCGUAUUUCAUUACAAAUUUUUAAAAACAUCUAAAAGCCAGACGAAGAAAAAAAAAGAUUAUGCUAUAACAUCGAAAUGCGAGAUGCAUUUAUAAUAAAAUGUAUACAAAAUGUAACUGCAUGAUACUUUGUUUUUCCUGACUUCUUAGGAAGCAGUGUGUGGAUUUUAAAUUGUAUGAUUUUGAGCAACCAGGGGCCGACGGUUUUAAGUCCCGGGCCUCUCCGAGGGACGUGGUAAUAAGGAUUAAUGCUUUAUCAAAUGACACUUAGUGCAUCAACUUUGUUUCGACCCCCGAACCUAGUGUGUACGAGACGACUGCUCUUCCACUGAUGUUAAAGAAAGAAUAAUGUACAAACCAGAAUGUAUGCAAUCAGGGGGGUGUUUCACAUAGAUCCUGAGUUGAACUUAUCUCUAAGUUGGACUUAAUUAUGGAAAGCCUUUAGCAACAUUGAAAAUAUUUUGUAAAAAUUAUUUUAAUAUGCAUACAAAUGGUGAUUUAAAUCAUUCAUAUUUGCUAUCAUCUUCGGAGAUUUCAUGUUCUUGAUGUGGAAUUUAUGAAACGUCUUAAAUACUUGAAUUUUGCUUUUGAAUGUAUUUCAUUAUUAGGCUACAAAUAGCUCGCCAUAAUAUUUAAGUCCAACAUAGAGUUAAGUUCGACUUAAAAUCUUUGUGAAACACCCCCAGCACGUCUUUCAUAUAUAUUAUAUUAGUUUUUAAGGUAUCAGGUUACGGCGUAUGUUAUUCCAAUUAAAAGAAAAAUCUAAGUCAGAAAAAAAA